Messenger RNA from Nannochloropsis gaditana CCMP526, 1176 nucleotides. RefSeq lists its product as uncharacterized. The transcript has 2 exons. The record is from RefSeq and is a predicted model, not a curated record. The annotation marks the transcript as partial.
CUUCCUCCACUCGGUUCCCAACGCGACCGUCCCCCCCCUCCACCUCUUCCUUCUUCAUCCGCAUCAAAAGUUCUAGUGGUGGGCGCGACGGGACGCGUAGGUGGCUUGGUCGUGAAAAUCCUCGUGUCAAGAGGAUAUCAAGUCGUGGCCCUUGCCCGCGACCCCGACAGCGCACCCGCCAAAGCCCUGGCACUUCUGCCUCUCGCGCAAGAAGAUGAAAAAGGGACGGUCGGCAAGGUUACUAUCAUGAAGGGGGACGUGACGGAUCCUUCCUCGUUGCUUGCACCAAUACGUGGGUGCGUGGCGUGCAUUGCAGUGAGUGGGGCCAGUCGCGUCACGCAUCCUCUCAUGGACACGGCCGCCUUCGUUCUCCACGCCAUCCUGCAUCUGAUCUCCUUGGCCAAGCGAGCUGUCACUCCACGGGAGUGGAGCGCUUCCGACUCUUCCUCUUCUUUUGACUCCCGCUAUCACUCCGCCUCCUCCCUUGCGACCACUUACCCCAGGGAGCAUCCCUACAACGUCAACUACCUCGGAACGCUCAACCUCCUGCAGGCCGCCCGGCAAGCUGGCGUGCCCAAGUUCAUCCGCGUCACGGGCCUGAGUGUGGGCUACUCGGCCUUCAACCCCAUAACCUGCCUCUUGAACCUGGUCAUCUCCUUCGCAGUCCGGUGGCAACUAGCGGGAGAGCGGGCGAUCCGAGCCUCGGGUGUCGAUUACACCGUGAUCAGGCCUGGGGCCCUCACCGACGCAGCGGCGGCACCAGAGAGUCUGGUAGGGAAAGGGGACGGGGGGAAGAUCCCAGUGGGGAGGGUGAGUAGGGAGGACGUAGCCUGCCUGUGUGUGGCCGCGCUGGAGUCUGCAAAGGCGUCGAACAUGACGCUGUCCCUAGCCGGGUCCAAGGCGGGAAGAAGAGAGGUGGGGCAUAAGGGUCCAGGAAGCGUGGAAGGGCCUUCGUCGAAGUCGACGAGCAGCUCGGGGCCUCUCGAUUCCAAGGCUGCCUUUCCCGCGCCUGGGCCCUCACGGGGCAUGAACAACGACCCCCUCUGGUCCUAUAAAAUCCUCCUCCGCCGAGAAGGACGUCCUGACGAGCAGGGCUGUGGAAGGGUGGGCACGCACUUGGGCGAUGGCUCCGACAGCGCGCCUUGCCACCACAAGAAGGAAUUCCAGCCACGAUGA